AAACCAAAAAAAAGCCUAAAAAGCCGACCUUUUUUCUUUCUUUCUCUCCUCUACCUCUCAGCUUCUGCUGGAUCUCUCCAGCAGACACGAUCUUGUUCGGAGAGAUUCGUAGGGUAAAGGGUUUCUCUUCUUCUCUAUUUUGCUUUCACCUUUAUAAUCUUUUCUGGGUCUCGAUUUUGUUUUCUAAUUUCAUUUCCAUUUCGAUUCGAUUCCUCCUUUGUGUGGGAGGCCUUUGUUCGGUCAACUUAUGUGUUCUGUUUUUGUCUCUUUUUUAUUGAUUAGGGACCGAUCUAUCAAGGCUUCAAGGGCAAACAGAAAUGGACCACGACAAGACAGGAUGCCAAAGCCCACCUGAAGGUCCCAAGCUAUGUACUAACAACUGCGGUUUCUUUGGAAGCGCUGCCACAAUGAACAUGUGUUCUAAGUGUCACAAGGAUAUGUUGUUCCAACAGGAGCAGGGCGCUAAGUUUGCAUCUGCAGUGUCUGGAACAUCGUCAUCCAGCAACAUCAUAAAGGAAACCUUUACCGCUGCGUUGGUCGAUAUUGAAACCAAAUCCGUUGAGCCGAUGACUGUUUCUGUACAGCCAUCCUCUGUCCAAGUCGUUGCAGAGGUAGUAGCACCAGAAGAAGCUGCGAAACCAAAGGGACCAAGCCGAUGUACUACUUGCAAUAAGCGGGUUGGCCUGACUGGAUUCAAAUGUCGCUGUGGGAGCCUCUUCUGCGGAACACACCGCUAUGCAGACGUACAUGACUGCUCCUUCAAUUACCAUGCUGCUGCGCAAGAGGCGAUAGCUAAGGCAAACCCGGUUGUGAAAGCAGAGAAGCUUGACAAAAUCUGAAAAUCUAAGUAAACUUCUCUGGUUUCAUCAGGUGGCCUGGUGUUUCCUUCUCCUGUCUGUGUCUGGUUCAAGUAUUCUCAUGUUAAAAAGGUUUUAUAUAAGGUCGAAUGAAAGCGUGCUUGAUCUUUAGCGUCUUCCAUCUCUCUGUGGUGUGGAACUUUCUAUUAUCUGUGUUUGCAAGCAGAGAAACGUGCUCUUAAAAAAAAUGCUUUGUGUGUUUAUCUUUCUACUAUUUUUGAGCACUGUGUUAUUGUUUCCUGUUUGGUCUGUAUCAUAUUGAGAUUGUCUCUGUAGCUACAUGAAGCUUAUUUAAAAAGGCCUGUGUUUGUCCUUCAAUCAGUGAUUCCUUUCAAUUUCUCUGGUUGGUGAGUUAUGUAACUUUGCAAAGUCAUGAGCUUACUAUAUAUGUGUAUAUAUGGGUCG
This is a messenger RNA of Arabidopsis thaliana (thale cress), 1262 nucleotides long. RefSeq names its product A20/AN1-like zinc finger family protein. The transcript is spliced from 2 exons. Gene Ontology annotation, molecular function: DNA binding; zinc ion binding. The record is from RefSeq and is marked reviewed. Bases 318 to 839 code for a protein of 173 amino acids. Lineage: Eukaryota; Viridiplantae; Streptophyta; Magnoliopsida; Brassicales; Brassicaceae.